AUGUCAACAAAUUCAGUUUGGUGUCUGUGUCCUCAGACCUGUCCUCCUGUGUCCUCAGACCUGUUCUCCAGUGUCCUCAGACCUGUGUCCUCAGACAUGUUCUCCUGUGUCCUCAGACCUGUGUCCUCAGACCAGUGUCCUCAGACCUGUGUCCUCAGAUCUGUUCUCCAGUGUCCUCAGACCUGUGUCUCAGACCUGUGUCCUCAGACCUGUUCUCCAGUGUCCUCAGACCUGUGUCCUCAGACCAGUGUCCUCAGACCUGUGUCCUCAGAUCUGUUCUCCAGUGUCCUCAGACCUGUGUCCUCAGACAUGUUCUCCUGUGUCCUCAGACCUGUGUCCUCAGACAUGUUCUCCUGUGUCCUCAGACCUGUGUCCUCAGACCUGUUCUCCUGUGUCCUCAGACCUGUGUCCUCAGACAUGUUCUCCUGUGUCCUCAGACCUGUGUCCUCAGACCUGUGUCCUCAGACAUGUUCUCCUGUGUCCUCAGACCUGUGUCCUCAGACCUGUUCUCCAGUGUCCUCAGACCUGUGUCCUCAGACCUGUGUCCUCAGACCUGUGUCCUCAGACCUGUGUCCUCAGACCUGUGUCCUCAGACCUGUUCUCCAGUGUCCUCAGACCUGUGUCCUCAGACCUGUGUCCUCAGACCUGUGUCCUCAGACCUGUGUCCUCAGACCUGUUCUCCAGUGUCCUCAGACCUGUCCUCAGACCUGUUCUCCAGUGUCCUCAGACCUGUGUCCUCAGACCUGUUCUCCUGUGUCCUCAGACCUGUGUCCUCAGACCUGUUCUCCAGUGUCCUCAGACCUGUGUCCUCAGAGACCUGGUCCUCAGACUGUUCUCCAGUGUCCUCAGACCUGUAUCCUCAGACCUGUUCUCCAGUGUCCUCAGACUGUGUCCUCAGACCUGUUCUCAGACCUGUGUCCUCAGACCUGUGUCCUCAGACCUGUGUCCUCAGACCUGUUCUCCAGUGUCCUCAGACCUGUAUCCUCAGACCUGUUCUCAGUGUCUCAGACCUGUGUCCUCAGACCUGUUCUCCAGUGUCCUCAGACCUGUGUCCUCAGACCUGUUCUCCUGUGUCCUCAGACCUGUGUCCUCAGACCUGUUCUGUGUCCUCAGACCUGUGUCCUCAGACUGUUCUCCUGUGUCCUCAGACCUGUGUCCUCAGACCUGUUCUCCAGUGUCCUCAGACCUGUUCUCCAGUGUCCUCAGACCUGUGUCCUCAGACCUGUUCUCCAGUGUCCUCAGACCUGUGUCCUCAACCUGUUCUCCAGUGUCCUCAGACCUGUGUCCUCAGACCUGUUCUCCAGUGUCCUCAGACCUGUGUCCUCAGACCUGUUCUCCUGUGUCCUCAGACCUGUGUCCUCAGACCUGUUCUCCAGUGUCCUCAGACCUGUGUCCUCAAACCUGUUCUCCAGUGUCUCAGAGUGUCCUCAGACCUGUUCUCCAGUGUCCUCAGACCUGUGUCCUCAGACCUGUUCUCCAGUGUCCUCAGACCUGUGUCCUCAGACCUGUUCUCCAGUGUCCUCAGACCUGUGUCCUCAAACCUGUUUCUCCAGUGUCCUCUCAGACCUGUUCUCCAGUGUCCUCAGACCUGUGUCCUCAGACCUGUUCUCAGUGUCCUCCACCUGUCCUCAGACCUGUCUCCAGUGUCCUCAGACCUGUGUCCUCAAACCUGUUCUCCAGUGUCCUCAGACCUGUGUCCUCAGACCUGUUCUCCAGUGUCCUCAGACCUGUUCUCCAGUGUCCUCAGACCUGUGUCCUCAGACCUGUUCUCCAGUGUCCUCAGACCUGUGUCCUCAGACCUGUUCUCUAGUGUCCUCAGACCUGUUCUCCAGUGUCCUCAGACCUGUGUCCUCAGACCUGUUCUCCUGUGUCCUCAGACCUGUGUCCUCAGACCUGUUCUCCAGUGUCCUCAGACCUGUUCUCCAGUGUCCUCAGACCUGUGUCCUCAGACCUGUUCUCCUGUGUCCUCAGACCUGUGUCCUCAGACCUGUGUCCUCAGACCUGUGUCCUCAGACCUGUUCUCCAGUGUCCUCAGACCUGUGUCCUCAGACCUGUUCUCCAGUGUCCUCAGACCUGUGUCCUCAGACCUGUUCUCCAGUGUCCUCAGACCUGUUCUCCUGUGUCCUCAGACCUGUGUCCUCAGACCUGUUCUCCUGUGUCCUCAGACCUGUGUCCUCAGACCUGUGUCCUCAGACCUGUUCUCCAGUGUCCUCAGACCUGUGUCCUCAGACCUGUUCUCCAGUGUCCUCAGACCUGUGUCCUCAGACCUGUUCUCCAGUGUCCUCAGACCUGUUCUCCAGUGUCCUCAGACCUGUGUCCUCAGACCUGUUCUCCUGUGUCCUCAGACCUGUGUCCUCAGACCUGUUCUCCAGUGUCCUCAGACCUGUUCUCCAGUGUCCUCAGACCUGUGUCCUCAGACCUGUUCUCUUGUGUCCUCAGACCUGUUCUCCAGUGUCCUCAGACCUGAGUCCUCAGACCUGUGUCCUCAGACCUGUGUCCUCAGACCUGUGUCCUCAGACCUGUUCUCCUGUGUCCUCAGACCUGUGUCCUCAGACCUGUUCUCCUGUGUCCUCAGACCUGUGUCCUCAGACCUGUUCUCCUGUGUCCUCAGACCUGUGUCCUCAGACCUGUUCUCCAGUGUCCUCAGACCUGUGUCCUCAGACCUGUGUCCUCAGACCUGUUCUCCAGUGUCCUCAGACCUGUGUCCUCAGACCUGUUCUCCUGUGUCCUCAGACCUGUGUCCUCAGACCUGUUCUCCAGUGUCCUCAGACCUGUGUCCUCAGACCUGUGUCCUCAGACCUGUUCUCCAGUGUACUCAGACCUGUUCUCAUGUGUCCUCAGACCUGUGUCCUCAGACCUGUUCUCCUGAGUCCUCAGACCUGUGUCCUCAGACCUGUGUCCUCAGACCUGUGUCCUCAGACCUGUGUCCUCAGACCUGUCCUCCUGAUUAUUUAA
Knipowitschia caucasica is the source of this 2955-nucleotide messenger RNA. The record is from the annotation of a GenBank genome assembly. Lineage: Eukaryota; Metazoa; Chordata; Actinopteri; Gobiiformes; Gobiidae.